Molecule: messenger RNA, 2861 nt
Organism: Brassica oleracea var. oleracea
Lineage: Eukaryota; Viridiplantae; Streptophyta; Magnoliopsida; Brassicales; Brassicaceae
Exons: 5
Coding region: 307-1449 (380 amino acids)
Molecular function (GO): catalytic activity
Source: RefSeq, a predicted model, not a curated record
UUAGAUAAUUAUUUUGGUUGUGAAACUUCUCUCUCUCUCAUCGUUAGGCGACCAGAAACUUCCCAAGGGGAAAAAAAUAUUCAAUCCAAAUUUUGAUCAAAAAUCUUCCAAUCUAAGGAAAUCAAUCUUGUUUUUCUUCUCAUAAUCAUCAAUUACCUCUAGAUCUUUGUUAAAUCGAGAGUAUAGUUUUGGAAAGGAUUAGUUCUGAAUCUCUUCAGCAGACUCAGCAACAAGAAACAGAAGGAGGCUUGGAAAAAAUCAACAGCUGAAGAAAAUAGAGAAGAAUCUUCAAAAAUCAAAAGGCGCAUGAAGAUCCUCCAUUGGAAUUGCCAAGGUUUAGGGAGCCCUUUGACAAUCCCGCACCUACAAGAUAUCAGGAAAGUAUACAAGCCUGAAAUAAUAAUUCUCAUUGAAACUAAGCAUGCUGAUAACUUUGUGCAGAAAGUGGUUAAAGAUCUUGGGUAUGAGAAUUCUUUUGUUGUGUCUGCCAAAGGUAGUAGUGGCGGGUUAGUCAUCAUGUGGAACAAAGUGGUUAAGGUUAACUUCUUUGGUAACCCUUCUCUUAAUAACACAGAUAUGUAUAUAGAAGAUGGUAGCAAUGUUUUCUGUUUGACUUAUAUAUAUGGGCAUCCAGUUAUGAAGAAUAGACAUGAGAUGUGGGAAAGAUUAAUUUGUAAUGCAGCUGUAGGUUUAUACCAGAAUCGACCAAGACUGAUGCUUGGAGACUUCAAUGACAUCAAGGAUAACAAUACAGAGGCUGAGCUAAGCUUGCAGUACCGUUUAGAAGAGGAAUACUGGAGAACGAAGAGCAGAAUCCAGUGGCUUCAAGCAGGUGACCGCAAUACCAGGUUCUUUCACUCAAAAACCAAGCAAAGAAGAAGUUACAACAGGAUCAUUCACAUCUCUGAUGAAGAAGGUAAAAUAUACACAGAGAUUAAGGAUGUUCAUUUUCAAAUUCAGAAAUAUUUUCAGGACCUAUAUAGAAGUGAAGGAAUCAGUAUCAGUCAACACCUGCUAAAUGGAAUUCCAACCACCAUUACAGCUGAGAUCAACGACAAGUUAACCCAAGAAGUUACAGACAAGGAGAUAGAGGAUGCUGCUCACACUAUCAAUCCCGACAAAUCACCAGGGCCGGAUGGAAUGAAUGCAGGAUUCUUCAGACAUCAUUGGGAAACCAUUAAACAAGUAAUGAAGCAGAUGGGCUUCUGCGAAACUUGGUGCAAAUGGAUCCACACAUGCGUGUCAACUGUUACAUUUUCAGUUCUUGUGAACGGAGAGCCCUCAAAGCCCAUCACGCCAACUAGAGGAAUAAGACAAGUAUUUUGUAGAGCAACAGAGGAAGAAUGCCAGACCCUAAUGAACACGCUUAGAGAGUACCAGAGAGCCUCAGGACAAGCUGUCAAUUUUAACAAAUCUGCUAUAACUUUUGCCAAAGGCUCCUAUCUAUAACACGUCAAGUUAUGCAUGGCGGAGCAUACUGCAAUCAAGAGUAAUCCUCCAGGAAGGAAUCAAAUGGAUAGUGGGAGAUGGAAAGAAAAUAAGAGUGUGGGAAGAUAGAUGGCUCCACUCUCAGCCAGCCACUCCAGCUCAAGGAGAUGGUCAAAGUUCCUUCCCGCAUAUUGAAGUUCAAGACUUGAUGCUUCAAGGAGUAAGAGAAUGGAAUGUGCAGUUGGUUAAUAGCAUAAUGGGGCAGAAAGAUGCAAGAUAUAUUCUGAACAUAAGAUUAAGUUCAACAAUGAGUCAGGAUACUCCAGUUUGGAACUAUACAAGUACAGGUGAGUAUAGUGUUAAGUCAGGUUACCAUCUAUGCAAUCAGUUAUCCACUAUUCAAAGACCAGGGCAGAAGGAGAACAGGGAACUAACGGUUGACUUAAAAAAAUGUUGUUCCAGUAUAUGGUCAUUGUCCAUAUCGCCAAAGAUUAAAACCUUCUGGUGGAGAAUAAUGCAUGAUGGGCUUCCUGUGGCUGAGAAUUUGAGAAAAAGAAACAUAAAAAUAGACCAUGCUUGUCAAACUUGUGGAGAGCAUCCUGAAACUCAAGAUCACAUGCUUUUUCAGUGCAGGGUGGCAAAGGAAAUAUGGGCGUUGGCUCCUACAAGAUUUGGCAACGAAGAAGAAGUGCAGCCCCAAUCUCAUCAAAAUGUAAGGGUGCUUAUUUCGUUGGCUAAAAGAGAUAAAAGAGAGCUCCUUAGCUUUUAUAUAGGAUGGAGAUUGUGGAAGAUGCGAAACAACCUAGUAUUUCAACGGAAGCGGGAGCACAUUGUUAAAGUGAUCUACGAUGCGGUGAGAUACUUUGAACAAUGGGAAGAAGCGAACAUUAAAUUCAAUCAGGAAGAAGGUGAGAAGAUGAGAAGAAAAGGACAAAAUCCCCAAGAUCAAGAGACCGUACCACCAUGUACCCAAUAUUUUUGUUGCGUUGAUGCCUCUUGGAAGGAUGAUAAGGAGGUUGCAGGAGUUGGUUGGUCCUUACACGGUAUACAAGGCAAUCAACUAAUACAACGCUCCUCAUCUACAAACCCGACAAAUACUCCGAGAGAAGCAGAAACGGAAGCGUUACGCAUGGCUGUACGACAAAUGCGAGCAUUAGCAACCAUCGUAAAGGUCCGUAACACAGAGAGUAUCUCUAUGGUACAGGACAUUGUAGAUACUUCAAAAACAAAUGGAUUUACCUUUACUUAUGUACCUAGAAGUAGUGUGAUGUUGGUAGAUGAAUUAGCCAAAAAAGCUAGAUGUAACAACCAAAACUAUGUAAUCACUUGGUUUUAAUAUAUAUAUAUAAAUAGGUUGACAAAAAAAAAAAAAAAAAGAUAAUUAUUUUGGUUUACAAAAUGUUCAAUCGAAAUCGAACCAAACAAAACUCUCA